AUGGAGCAUAAAGAGUCACUAGCAAGGCCCAAUCCCACCUCGGCCCAGGAUUUCUGUCCUGAUGCUGGGAAGAUUCCUGAUGCGCCCAUCUCAAAGGGCUUUUUUACCAUGUCAAAUGGUUGUCCGUUGGAGGAUCCAUUGUUGACGGAAAGAGUCGACAAGCUGGACGGCAAACAUCGAAUGGCCUCCCAGCUGAUCCAAGAUCUCAAUGUUAUUGAUACCAUCUCUCAUGUUACCCGUGAGCGGAUUCCGGAAAGAUACGUGCAUGCAAAGGGAGUAGGCGCCUUCGGCGUGUUCGAAGUUACGAACAAGGACUUCACGGUAAGCGAUUACACUGAUGCUAAGUUCCUUAAUGCUACUGGCAAAAAGACACGGCUUUUUGCGCGAUUUUCGACUGUUGCUGGGGAGAGAGGCUACCCGGACACUGUGCGAGAUACCAAGGGCGCGGCCUUUAAGUUUUACACUGAGGAAGGGAACCUUGACUGGCUGUUUCUCAACCCUGAAAUCUUCUUGAUCAGGGACCCUGCCAAGUUCCCUUCUCUUGUCCACGCGACGAAGCGUGAUCCCGCCAGCAACCUGCCGGACUCCAACAUGUUUUGGGACUACUUCAACAACCACCCAGAGGGGUAUAACGCAUUGAUGAGAAUUUUCAGUGAUGAGGGUACUCCAAAGUCGUACUCUCGAAUGCAGGCAUCUAGUAAACAAGACCACAGUUGGGAGCACACCCUGGUCAGGAUCAAACUAGUUCCUGACCCUGCCAUCGAUCCUGACAAUGACUAUUUCGACCUGGGCGCUGCGACCACCAUGGCUGGUAAGGACCCAGACUGGCUGGCUCGUGUUUUAUAUGCCGAAAUUACGAAAGCGCGAUCGGAUCCAGUGAACAACAAGUACCCAGCCUGGAAGGUCAUGGCACAAAUAGUCAAAGACCCCAGCAUGAGCCCUGUGAACAUCUUUGAUGCCACCAAGAUCCUCCCAGAGAAUGUGUUUCCAUGGAAAGAAUUCGGCAAGAUAACCUUGACUGAAUGUCCUCAGAAUUUCUUCACACAAGUAGAACAGGCCGCCUUCAAUCCGGCAAAUAUCGUGCCUGGCUGGGAUAUCUCUCCUGAUCCUCUACUUCAGAUUCGCCUGUUCGCCUACGGAGAUACACAACGAUACCGUCUCGGCGUCAACAACGACCAGCUGCCCACAAACCGGCCAUGCUCAUAUGUCUACAGCCCCACAAGGCGAGAUGGAGCGUACAACAUGACCAACUACGCCAACGCGCGCAAUUACAUUCGAAGCGAUGAUAACAAGGUCGCCCCGGACAACCAUAAUAUAAGUUUCCUCAACUGGUCUGGCAACCUUGAACGCUUUAAGAGUGCUAUGGACACCACGGACUACACACAAUGCAAUGAUCACUACAUGAGCAUGACUCCAAAAUUGCGGAAAAACUUCGUGACGAAUGUUGUGGCUUCUCUCUCUACGGCCCGUAUAAUACCGACACAACAGAGAUCGCUAGAGAUCUUCAAGCUGAUUAAUAGCGAUCUCGCUGAUGAGAUCAGAAAGGCUUUGACGAAGAGAAUUCUCGCUAAUAAGACACUGGCCCAGACCACCGUGGGUGUCGAAGCAGGAGCAGAGCAACCUCACGAAGUCAGUUACGUUCCACCUACAGCACCGGAUCCUUCAACCGGUGUGGUAGAGGAUCUUUUCAAGAAGAUGUAA
This is a messenger RNA of Paecilomyces variotii, 1701 nucleotides long. RefSeq names its product catalase-like domain-containing protein. Gene Ontology annotation, molecular function: catalase activity; heme binding. NCBI's taxonomy places the organism in Eukaryota, Fungi, Ascomycota, Eurotiomycetes, Eurotiales, Thermoascaceae. Gene Ontology annotation, biological process: hydrogen peroxide catabolic process; response to hydrogen peroxide. Bases 1 to 1701 code for a protein of 566 amino acids. The transcript has 11 exons. Gene Ontology annotation, cellular component: peroxisome; mitochondrion; cytoplasm. The record is from RefSeq and is a predicted model, not a curated record.